Owenia fusiformis is the source of this 2001-nucleotide messenger RNA. Lineage: Eukaryota; Metazoa; Annelida; Polychaeta; Sabellida; Oweniidae. The record is from the annotation of a GenBank genome assembly.
GUAUCGGUGAAAAGAGCUCUGUAAUCGGAGAGCGUAUGACUCCAGGAAUCCAAGCGUCGGUACGUGUUUCGAGAACGCUGCUAUGGAUUUUUGAUCAUUUUGUAUUGCCAUUUUUACGAUUAAUUUGGAUAUUUCAAACAAGAUCUUAACGGUAUAUGGGAGACUGGAAAUGGGUACUGGAAACAUUGACAAAAUACGUCUCCUGGGACUCCAAGGAGCGAGACCCUGCCAGAGUAUCUCCUACGGGAGAGUUCGUAGAAUUGAAGUGAAGUGAAGCAGAAACAAGCCAUAGAUUGCUGGCCAACGUUGAAUUAGAACGCCCCAAGAACGAACGAAAACGUGCAGAGUACAGUUGCGUAAGCCGAGAAACUCAUCAAGGAACUCAAAGCCUGGGUAACCGACAGCUUUUAAAGAUACUUUAACUGCAAAGUAAAGAUGAAAAUCAACAAACCCUAAUCAGGACCAAAUCAAUUCAAAGACAAUUCGGGUUAAAGAAAAACCCCAAAACAUUCUAAAAUAUGGCGACUUCUGGGAACGGUGCUAUAAAAACAGGACAGACAGAUGCAGGCGAAGAAACUGUAUAUGUUAACGUCAACAACAGAAAAAGAGCGGCCGUACGGGCGCUUGAUAAUAAGCAGAAUCGAAUGGUUAUUCCUGCGAUGCCCAUGCCAAUGGCCAUCGCUUGCUGCGUCUGUAACUUUAUUAUUCCUGGGCUAGGUACUUGGAUAUCAGCAUUUGCGCUCUUCUGUCAUUGUUCAGACACAACCGGAAUGGACGAGUUUGAGAAAGCGGUUGCAUGUUUGACAGGAGUUGGAGUUGCUUGUGCCCAGUUGGUUCUCACACCUUUGGCCCUAUUUGGAUAUAUAUGGAGCUGUGCAUGGGGCGUGCUCUUCAUCACGACAUCACGAAAUGAACAAACCAACUUAGCAGCGCUGAGAAAACCGAGAAACAAGAACGCGCCAUGUCAACAAUAUCAAGGAGCUUUAUUGGAAUCCUCUCUUUCUGGUACUUGGCCUACUGGUACAUUCCGGACGGAACUAGCCAAAUUCAAUGAAGAAUCAAACAAAAAUAAAACAGAAGCUGAGAUUGAAAGCGACGAUGACGCGGAACAUGGCCCUAUACCAGCUGAUAUUGACUCUGAAAAUGAAAUGAAAGAUAUGAGUGGGAAAAAUCCUGACUUGAAAGUUUCAUUCAAUCCAUCUCCAGAGAAAGUCAUUAUACAAGACGAAGCUAUCGUUCAUGAAAAUGAUGCAGAGAAAACUCUGGAAAAACAAAACAACGAUGGACAAUCGGCAGAUAUCAAGGCGACAGAGAUCCCAAAUUUGUUACUUAAGUUUAAGGAUACUCCCGAAAAAGACACUGCGGGGCUUGUGGAUAACGAGCAACAGAGCCCAACGGAGGAGCUCCAAUUCCAUAGCUAAUGCCAAAUGUAUGUUUUCUAGCAAAAUAGUGUUUUGUACAGUCAGCUUAUUUAGGACAAUCUUCAUUGUGUCCCAGUCCAUAACUUUAGCAAACCCUAAAUCCUUUAUGCUGGUCUAUUUGUUCAAAGCUUUAUCCAAAUCCAAGUUAAUUAAAUCCACGUUCAUUCAAAACUUGAAUGGAACCUGAUUAUUUGGGAUCUACAUUUGCUAUGUGUGUGAUAUGAAGCCACAUUUUCGACGUAAGUGCCUUGAAAACACUACAACUUUAUACUAUGACAAUGAUGCAAUGUAGUGAAGUGAUGAAUCAAAAUGGAAUUCUAAAAACUAAUUCAAGAUGUCUUGUCGAUAGAAUUUACGAGAAAAAAAUAAAUUCAUAGGGAUACUACACUCGUGUUUAUUUGUACAUUUGACUUUGAUCAAAAUGGAAUUCUUUGUAUUGGAGGCAAUGUUUGUCUUCCUGUCUGGUCGAAUUCCAUCAAUAUUAAACUUACAUCAAAUCCUAUGCUUUUUGGUUUCAGGUACCCCGAGCAUUUUGGCGAAUUGUGAAUUUGUGAUGCGCUCAAAAUAUCUGUAUUCCGGU